AGAACGCGGCUAAAGACACUAUCCACCGGUGCGCUGUACACUCCGGUGCUCAUCUCGCUUCUUUUUCUGCGUGCCCGAACUGCCGUAAACUAAAGCUCGCCUUCGUUUCCCAGCGCGUCUAAAUCUCCAGGUGCUGACCAUCCGUUGGAAAGUUACGCGCGGCUCACCGGAGAGAUGGAAGAGUAGUUUGACUUCUGUUCUUGGAAUUAUCAAGCAUCGUCUGUGAUCAGGAAAGUGGAUUAAUCUAGGAGACGUCCAGGGAUGCCAUCUCUCUAAGAACGAUGCAGGUCACAUGGUCAGGCGCCACAGUCCUCAUACUUUUCACCUUACUGCAGUUUGUCCAGUCUGAGCUGUCGGAGAGUCCUUUGGUUCCAGACACGGGGACUCAGGAGGGAACUAGCAAUAGGGCCACAGAGGCCCCUACUGCAGAACACGAUGACGACAACUCUCUGGGCUACACAGGAUCCCGUCUGCGGCAGGAAGACUACGCACCCCGUAUUGUGGAACAUCCCUCUGAUCUGAUCGUAUCCAAAGGCGAGCCGGCCACCUUAAACUGCAAGGCGGAGGGGCGGCCCACCCCCACCGUAGAGUGGUACAAGGAUGGAGAGCGUGUGGAAACGGACCGGGACAACCCUCGAUCCCACCGCAUGCUCCUGCCCAGUGGCUCGCUCUUCUUCCUGCGUAUCGUACACGGCCGUCGCAGCAAACCCGACGAAGGCUCCUACGUUUGCGUGGCCCGUAACUACCUGGGAGAAGCGGUUAGCCACAACGCCUCGCUGGAAGUAGCUAUUCUUCGAGAUGAUUUCCGACAGAACCCUGUGGACGUGAUGGUGGCGGCGGGUGAGCCAGCGGUCAUGGAGUGCCAGCCGCCCCGCGGGCAUCCCGAGCCUACCAUCUCCUGGAAGAAAGAUGGAGUCACCAUAGACGACAGAGACGAGAGGAUAACGAUACGAGGGGGAAAACUGAUGAUAACCAACACCAGAAAAACGGAUGCCGGGAAGUACGUGUGCGUGGGAACCAACAUGAUGGGGGAACGAGAAAGCGAGAUCGCAGAAUUGACCGUUCUCGAGAGGCCCAGUUUCUUACGAAAGCCGAGCAGCCAGUCUGUUCUGGUGGACCAGAGUGUGGAGUUCAGAUGCGAAGCUCAAGGAGACCCUGUGCCCACCAUCCGCUGGAGAAAAGAGGACGGAGAUCUUCCCAAGGGAAGGCAUGAGAUCUGGGAGGACCACACACUCAAGCUGAAGAGACUGACCUCAGGAGACGCCGGUACUUACACCUGUCAGGCGGAGAACAUGAUGGGGAAGACGGAGGCCAGCGCCACCCUCACCGUCCACGUUGUGUCUGUUCCUCCGGUGUUCGUGGUGCGACCCAGGAAUCAAGUGGUCGGGAUGGGCCGUACCGUGACCUUUCAAUGCGAAGCCACAGGAAGUCCUCAGCCUGCCAUAUUUUGGCAGAAAGAAGGCAGUCAGAACCUUCUGUUCUCCUCUCAACCUCCUCCUCCCUCCAGUCGAUUCUCUGUCUCUCAGACGGGUGAUCUGACCAUCACAGCGGUCGAGCGUUCGGAUGGAGGCUACUACAGCUGUCAGGCUCUGAACAUCGCUGGCAGUGUGAUCACCAAAGCUCUGCUGGAGGUUACAGAUGUGAUCUCAGACAGGCCUCCACCCGUCGUCCGCCAGGGUCCCACCAACCAGACCGUGUCUGUGGAUGGGACGGUGGUCCUGGGAUGCCAAGCCACCGGCACACCGAUUCCCACCAUCCUGUGGAGGAAAGACGGGGUCCUGGUGUCCACCCACGACUCUCGCCUCAAACAGCUGGACACGGGAGCCCUGCAGAUCCGCUACGCUAAGCUGGGAGACACUGGCAUGUACACCUGCACCGCGUCCACCCCCAGCGGAGAGGCGUCUUGGAAGGCUUACCUGGAAGUGCAAGAGUUCGGUGCUCCGGUUCAGCCGGGCCGACCCACAGAUCCCAACCUCAUCCCCAGCGCCCCCUUCAAACCAGAGGUCACGGACGUCAGCCGCACCUCUGUGUCUCUGUCCUGGAAGCCCAACCUGAACGCUGGAGCCACGCCCACAUCUUACGUCAUAGAAGCCUUCAGCCACGCGGCGGGCAGCAGCUGGCAGACUCUCGCGGAUCACGUGAAGACGGAGAGCUUCGUUCUGAAAGCCCUGAAGCCCAGCGCCGUCUACCUGUUCCUGGUGAGAGCGGCUAACGCGUACGGCCUCAGCGACCCGAGCCCCAUCAGCGACGCUGUCAAAACACAAGACGUCCCACCAACCAGUCAGGGAGUGGACCACGGGCAGAUCCAGAGGGAGCUGGGAGAUGUCGUCAUUCACCUCCACAAUCCCACAAUUCUCUCAUCGUCUUCUGUCAGAGUCCAGUGGACUGUCGAGCAGCAGUCUCAGUACAUCCAGGGCUAUAAGGUGAUGUACCGGCCGUCUCCGGAGGGAGCUCAGCAGCGCGUGGAAUGGGCCAUGUUUGAGGUUCGAACCCUGGGGGAGCACAGCGCAGUCGUCACCCAGCUCAAGAAGGGCGUGACCUAUGAGUUCAAAGUCCGACCUUUCUUCAACGAGUUCCAAGGCACAGACAGCGACAUCAAAGUGGCCAAAACCCUGGAGGAAGCGCCCAGCGCCGCUCCCAGGGGGGUCACCAUAACGGGAAGCGGAGACAACGGCACAGCUAUUCUGGUUUCCUGGCAACCGCCCCCGGAGGAGGAGCAGAACGGCGUGGUGCAGGAGUAUAAGAUCUGGUGUCUGGGUAAUGAAAGCAGAUACCACAUUAACCGCACGGUGGAUGGGUCCACGCACUCGGUCCUGAUCCCCGGCCUGCUCGCGGGGGUCACGUACAGGGUGGAGGUGGCAGCCAGCACGGGGGCCGGCCCCGGGGUCAAGAGCGACGCGACGUCCUUCCAGCUGGACUCGACAGGCCGCGUUCUUCAGCCGCCGCUGGACGACGACAACACGAUUUCCCAGCAGAUCUCAGACGUGGUGCGCCAGCCGGCCUUCAUCGCGGGCAUCGGCGCGGCCUGCUGGAUCAUCCUCAUGGUCUUCAGCAUCUGGCUGUACCGCCACCGCAAGAAGAGGAACGGCCUCAGCAGCAGCUACGCCGGCAUCCGCAAAGUGCCCUCCUUCACCUUCACCCCCACAGUGGCCUAUCAGAGAGGAGGAGAGGCCGUCAGCAGUGCUGGAAGGCCAGGUUUGUUGAAUAUAGGUGAACCAGCUACCCAGCCCUGGCUUGCAGACACAUGGCCGAACAGCUGCUCCAAUCACAAUGACUGCACCAUCAACUGCUGCACCGGCAGCAACGGAAACAGCGACAGCAACCUGGCCACUUACAGCCGCCCAGCCGAUUGCAUCGCCAACUACAGCAACCAGAUGGACAACAAGGCCAGCAACCUUCUGGCUCCUGACACUGGCCUUUACAGCGACGUGGACCUUUCCAACAAGAUCAACGAGAUGAAGACCUUCAACAGCCCCAACCUGAAGGACGGCCGUUUCGUCGGUCCUGGUGGCCAACCUACACCCUACGCCACCACCCAGCUCAUCCAGUCCAGCCUGGCCAACAACAACGUGAACAGCAGCGGUGGAAGUGGAGGAGGAAGUACAGACCUUAACGAGAAGCAGAGCUGGAAGAGCAGCCAGGGAACGCCUCAAAAACAGGCCGACAUCAACAUGCCACUGCAGUAUAACGUAAUGGAGCAAAACAAACUAAACAAGGACCACUAUCGAGGUGAGGGUCCCGUCUCAGGCACCAUCCCCUAUAAUCAGGCCCAGGACGUCCUCACAGGAGGAACCUACAGCAGCUCCGACAGGGGGAGCAGCACCUCUGGAAGUCAAGGACAGAAGAAAGGUGGGCGAUCGACUAAACAGAUCAAACAGAACCCAAUGAAUUGGACCGAACUGUUGCCGCCUCCUCCGGUUAAUCCACCACCAUGUCAGGAAUACACCCUCGCAAUGGACGACAGUUAUGACACAGACUUGCAGUGCCCUUUGCCGCCGUCUCGCAUGUAUCUGCAACCUGACGAGCUAGAAGAGGAGGAGGAAGAGGUGGAGCUGGAGCGAGGACCCACUCCGCCCAUACGAGGAGCAGCUUCCUCACCUGCUGCUGUGUCCUACAGUCACCAGUCCACCGCGACCCUCACCCCGUCCCCUCAGGAGGAGAUGCAACCCAUGCUGCAGGACAACCCUGACCUACACGAGCGCAGGCGACUCUUGGUGAGCCCGCCCCCUCCACCACGCCCUCUCUCCCCUCCGCACACAUACGGCUACAUCUCCAGUCCCCUGGGUCUGGACACGGACGGCCUGGAGGAAGAGGAGGAUGAGGAUGAGGGUGACGAGACGGAUGCUGAGGUGGCUCGAGUCCACCAGCUCCACACCCACCCUCACCAGCAGCACUUGCCCCAGCAGAGGGCUCUCCUGCGGGGCUUGGAACAGACCCCGGCCUCCAGCACCUGUGACCUGGAGAGCUCCGUCACCGGGUCUAUGAUCAACGGCUGGGGCUCGGCUUCAGAGGAGGACAACGCCUCGUCGGGGCGCUCCAGCGCCGUCAGCUCAUCGGACGGGUCUUUCUUCACCGAUGCUGAUUUUGCCCAGGCCGUGGCAGCCGCCGCCGAAUAUGCUGGUUUACGAGUGGCAAAGCAUCCUGGGAAAGGCCACCAUCAGCUUCCAGUGUCUGGAGCAGCACGGAAAUACCAAAACCUCCCUGCGGGACACCGUCCAGGCAGCCCAGUGUCCACAGACAGUAACGUUAGCGCAGCCCCGGGUCAGAGGAGGCCCCUAAAGAGGCAAAAACAACAUCCAGCUGCUCAGACAGGCUACCAGCGUCGAGAGGCCUACUCAGAGGAUCUCCCCCCUCCUCCUAUUCCUCCUCCAGCCAUGCUAAAGUCUCCAACACACCCGGCCAAAACCAUCCCGGAGGGCCCACGGGGGGCCAUGUCGCCCAGAUCCAGUUCUGCUGAUGGCAAGGACAAGCGGACGGCUUCGGGCAGACCCCGGGAUGGCUCGGACACUCGGACCAGCUCUUCGGAACGGCGCGAGGGCCAGGAUGUACAGAAGGGUCAGAGGUCGGGAAAAAGCAGCAAACAAGAUGCCGGCGCAGGCCAUAAGAGUCGCCAGCACCCAGGAUCAGAGGACAUCCUUCCUUAUAGUCGCCCCUCUUUCCCAGCCGUCCACAGUCCUCGUGGAGAAAGAGACCCCAGCUCCUCUAGCUCACUGUCCUCUCGAGGGUCCGGUGGACGGCGGCGAGGGGAAGGGGCUCCGGGGGCCCGCAGAAACCCUGCAGAUGUUGGGCUAAACACCAUAGGAGCCUUCCAGACAGGAGGGGAGGAGCUUGAGAUGGUGGAGAGCUGAAGAAAAAAAAUGGCUGUAAAGUUCCUCAGCAAGCAUCUUCAGCGUAGUUUGACCAUCUCGGCGGUGUCUUUUACUGAAAACUACCGACCCAGAGUCACGUUUGGAAAACUGACCAACCAUUCUUCAUUUAUUUACCUUAAUUUUCAAUGUGCAUUUAAAGAAGAAAAAAGACAGAAGAAAAAAAACAUGAAAAAACGAAGGGUGCAUUUGAGAGGGGCUAGAGCAGUUUGGUUUUGAUUCCAAUGCAAUAUGAUGCGUCCGUUAGCUCCAGAAAAUGAUUAUAGCGAGAAGGUUGUCAGUCAGCUGUUACUGUAAUGAAACUCCAGGCACAAAGGGACUGGCUGACAUGUACAUACACGUGUAUACAUAUCUAACUGUCUUUUAUAAUCCAUUGUGGUACAUUAAAUUUGUCUUCCUUGGCUUAUUUGAAUAAUUUUAAAAUUACGCCAGUUAAUAUAAUUUUUUUUUAUAGCCGCCAUCCUGGUUGUAAAUUGUCAUAGUGUUUAAACUGCCCCAGGAAAAGUGCCACAUUUUGAGAGUUAUUGUUUGUUCGUUUUUUGUUUUUUGUAAUGCACUGUUAUUCUUUUUUUUUGUCAUUGUCGAUGUUUGUUGUUCUAUGUUUGACUUUGGUUUUAAAAGCACAAUCACUAAACUUUAUUUUGAACCAUGUUAUUGAUUAACCUUUUUGUCUUACGCGAGGGGAGCGCAGACGGUACGACAAAAGGCCUUGUUAAACCUGUUGAUGUAGGGUUAUGAGAAAAGAAAAAAAGGAUAAGCUGUUUACAAAUGAGUGAAUGAAUGGAAACGAAUCCCUGCAUCCUUACCUUCCGUGUCUUUUCCGGAUUCUCAUUCCAGCUCCAGACAUCCUGCAAAAAUGAAACAAAUAAGCAUACAGGAAUUAACGCAGGGAUGUCAUGUUUUACGAAAGUAUUGCUCCACCUGUGCACUUUCGUUAUUGAAAAAACAAAACAUUUUUCGACUCACAUAUGCACUUAACAGGAAGUGGGUGUCGGUUUGAGAAUCUGGGGUGUUCGUGAUUGGCUGGCCGAGGACCCGGCUUGGCUGCGUUGUUCACGACCUAAAAGGGGUGAGGAUGUGAGUGUUAAUUCAUUUGACAUCUGCAAGCAUUUGUUUCUUAAAACAAAAAAGCAUAUAAAAAUGAAGAAAAAAAAUAAAAUCAAAAUACUGAAACUGA
Molecule: messenger RNA, 6543 nt
Organism: Puntigrus tetrazona (Sumatra barb)
Lineage: Eukaryota; Metazoa; Chordata; Actinopteri; Cypriniformes; Cyprinidae
Gene: robo1
Product: roundabout, axon guidance receptor, homolog 1 (Drosophila)
Exons: 32
Coding region: 282-5348 (1688 amino acids)
Biological process (GO): axon guidance; Roundabout signaling pathway; axon midline choice point recognition
Cellular component (GO): neuron projection
Molecular function (GO): protein binding; axon guidance receptor activity
Source: RefSeq, a predicted model, not a curated record